This is a messenger RNA of Egretta garzetta (little egret), 573 nucleotides long. RefSeq names its product fragile histidine triad diadenosine triphosphatase (gene FHIT). Gene Ontology annotation, cellular component: nucleus; plasma membrane; cytoplasm. Lineage: Eukaryota; Metazoa; Chordata; Aves; Pelecaniformes; Ardeidae. Gene Ontology annotation, molecular function: ubiquitin protein ligase binding; bis(5'-adenosyl)-triphosphatase activity. The record is from RefSeq and is a predicted model, not a curated record. Gene Ontology annotation, biological process: diadenosine triphosphate catabolic process; negative regulation of proteasomal ubiquitin-dependent protein catabolic process; purine nucleotide metabolic process. The transcript has 8 exons.
GUGUUAGGAAAUUGCGUACCCUGAAGAUUAACAUUUAUUAUGCUGAGAUUUGGGCAGCACCUCGUCAAGCCCUCUGUGGUCUUCCUGAAGACUGAGCUCUCCUUUGCUCUCGUGAACCGGAAGCCCGUGGUCCCAGGGCAUGUCCUUGUUUGUCCUCUGCGGCUGGUGGAGCGUUUCCAUGACUUGUGUCCUGAGGAAGUGGCCGAUUUAUUUCGUACGGUGCAAAGGGUUGGUGAUGUGGUGGAGAAACACUUCUGCGGCACCUCGCUCACCAUUUCAAUUCAGGAUGGCCCCGAAGCUGGACAAACGGUGAAGCACGUUCAUGUCCAUGUCCUUCCAAGGAGGGCCGGAGACUUCAGCAGAAAUGAUGAUGUCUACGAGGAGUUGCAACAACAUGACAAAGAGGAUUCCUCUGACAAGUGGAGGACAGAAGAAGAAAUGGCAGCUGAAGCAGCAAUUCUGAAGAAGUAUUUCUGAGAAAAUGAAAGACAUGCACCUAUACAGACAAAAUCCCAGCAGAAUUCAGACUAUAGAGUGGAUAAGCAAAUGCUAACUUCAUCUGACAAAUCUUAA